GGCAUGCCGGGAGCGGGGGGGCUGGGGGGUGUCGGUGUCCCCGUUCCCAAACCUCUCGCCUCUCCUCACGGGCGGUUUUACGGGGGGUGCGGGGCCGCCGCCGUUGCCUGGGAGCGGCAGGCCCGGCCUUCUUCUCUCGUUGCCGGUCGCCGCGAGGGGUGGGGGGGGAUGAGGGUCGCCGACUGGUGCCGGAGCUCGGUGGGGGCUGCCCUCGUCAUGGCCACCUCCAGCGACGAGCAGCACCCCGCCGAGAACGUAGCGGACGGAAAUUCAGAAACGUUUUGGACGACCACAGGCAUGUUCCCACAGGAAUUCAUUAUUGGUUUUCCUAAAUGUGUAAAAAUCAGCAAAGUCGCAAUCCAGUGUUACUUGGUGCGGACCUUAAGGAUUGAAAGAAGCGUAUCUAAAGACCCAGUAGGUUUUGAAGAGUGCAUUGAAAAAGAUUUGCAACACACCGAAGGACAGCUUCAAGUAGAAGAAUUUCCACUUCCUGAUUUCCAGGCCACUUACUUGCGUUUCAUCAUCAAAUCCGCCUUUGAUCAUUUUGUAUCAGUGCACCGGGUGAUGGCAGAGGGCACAGCAGAAAACACUUAAGUCCAGCUUAAAUUUGUACUUCAGUUUUUUUUUUAUAGAGAAGUUAAAUUUUGGUAUAUGUAGUGCAGAGAGUAUUUAUUACUAAAACCUUGUAUUAAUGUGUUUUUUGAAGGUAUGGAUGUAGUAUGUAUUCCCCACCCGUUCAAUGUAUGUAAUGCAGUACUCCUGCUAAUUGUAGUAACAGCUUUCUAGCUCUAUAACCUAGGCUGUUACCCUAGAACACUUGAACAUAACUGAGUCCAUUUAAAUUAGUAUGUUUAUAUUGGUAUUUCUUAAUAUAUGAAUUAAAACUCAAUCUCCUGUAAAAUGUUUCCCUUGCACUCUGAGUUAAAUAGAAAAAAAAAGCGUGAAAUACUUAAAUGGGAUGUAUUAUUUCCUACCGUCAAACAAAUCCAUCAGAAGUUCUUAAAUUGGUAGCUUUCUCAUCAACUCAAACUGUUUAAGAUUAGGAUGAAUAUAAAUGUCUACUAAUGUUCAGAAAUAGAGGGGAGAGGGGGCAGGGCGGGGAGGGAAAUAAUCUGAAGCCAUAUGAAGUGCUCUGAUAGAUUUUUAAUAAAUGCAGAUCAAUCCCUU
Messenger RNA from Tyto alba (common barn owl), 1167 nucleotides. It is a transcript of the gene IFT25, whose product is annotated as heat shock protein family B (small) member 11. Gene Ontology annotation, cellular component: centrosome; intraciliary transport particle B; cilium. The record is from RefSeq and is a predicted model, not a curated record. Lineage: Eukaryota; Metazoa; Chordata; Aves; Strigiformes; Tytonidae. Gene Ontology annotation, biological process: intraciliary transport. The coding region runs from base 4 to 594 and encodes 196 amino acids. The transcript is spliced from 5 exons.